AGGCCCCGGCGCCGCCAUGACGGCCUGCCGGUUUUUCCUGCAGGGCCGCUGCCGUUACGGGGAACGCUGUUGGAAUGAGCAUCCCCGAGGAGGAGGAGGAGGAGGAGGAGGAGGAGGAGGAAGAGGGCGGGCCCUGCCCCCAGCCUAUCCGCAGCCGCCGCCCCACAAGCAGCAGCCCAUCUCCUCAGGUGGUAACAGAGGAGGGUGGAAUGCCCCAAACCAGAGGUACACGAGCGUCAUCCAGCCAUCCAACUUCUCCAGAUCCUCAACAUGGUGGGGCGGCAGAGGCCAAGAGAAGCCCUCCUUUGGCUCUUACCAAGAUUCUGGAUCAUCACAUAGCGGAAACAGGAAUUUUGGAUUCUCUCAGAACAGAUUCUCUGCCCUUAGCGGUAAUCAGAGUGGUGCCCAAAAUGAUGAAGACGACAAACUUCUUGAAGGAAUAGUGAGGGACAUGGACAUUUGGGAAUCUUCAGGGCAGUGGAUGUUCUCCGUUUAUUCACCGGUGAAAGACAAUCCUAACGUCUCAGGUUUUGCAGAUAUUUCACCAGAAGAGCUGAGGCUUGAAUAUUAUAACUUCAGAGCAAACAAUGAUUUGCAGAGUUUUCUCAAUUCAGUCCAGCAAUUCAUACACCAGUGGAGGAACAGGUUACGUGAGCUGAAGAGUAUAAAUGCAUCCAACAAAGGAACGCUGCUCUCGGAGACGAACACCACGGUGAGUCACUCGGCCCCUGCAUUUGGAUUUGGCAGUCCGCAGCAAACGUCAACUUUUGGGUCAUCAGGUUUUCCAUUGAGCAGCAACAGUCAGGCUGACCAGUUCAGCUUUAAACCGAGUUCAGUAAUAGUCCCAGCCUCUUCGGAUGGAACGGCGGUAUUUGGGUCUUCUCCCAAUCCUACCACGACGACCCCGCCGGUUUUAUUUGGGAAACCAGUAAUCUCCUCCGCAGCUGCCUUUUCAUUUAAGAGCCCCGACACCUCUGGUUUCGGAUCAGCCGGCUUCCCGGGAUUUCAAGCUCCUGCCCCUGCGGGAAUCACCGCCGUCACGGGUGUGGGAAGCGGCACCGCGGCAACGGGCUUUGGGGUGGCGGGUUCCAGUUUGGGCCCCACUUUUCCCGGACAGUCCGGAGGCGGCUUUGGGAUUCACAGCGCUCCGGCUCCUCCUUCCGCCCCGAGCAGCGGUAAAACCGCAGGAGACUUGUUUACACCCAGACCAGACCUCUCUGUGGAAGAACUGAAACAGUUUGAAGCAAAGAAAUUUGUCCUAGGAAAGAUUCCUCUAAAACCACCACCUGUGGAGCUUUUAAAUGUUUAAAUAUUUAAGCACGCUUGAUUAUUUUAAAUAAAGGAAAGGCUGAUUUUUUCCAUUU
Messenger RNA from Tachyglossus aculeatus (Australian echidna), 1364 nucleotides. It is a transcript of the gene NUP42, whose product is annotated as nucleoporin 42. The transcript is spliced from 7 exons. The record is from RefSeq and is a predicted model, not a curated record. Gene Ontology annotation, cellular component: nuclear envelope. Lineage: Eukaryota; Metazoa; Chordata; Mammalia; Monotremata; Tachyglossidae. Gene Ontology annotation, molecular function: nuclear export signal receptor activity; metal ion binding. Bases 17 to 1309 code for a protein of 430 amino acids.